CACAUGACAUCAAUUCAAAAACCGAGCAAUUUUUCAAAUUCAUUUCGUCAAAUCUUUGUCUAUGGAAUAAAAUGGGAAUUUUUUGGUGAAAUCAAUGGAUGCUUUGCGGCUUUGAAUGACUUUGGAAUAUUUUUCUUCAAUUUUCGUAUCAAAUUUUGCGUAAAACCAUCAUAAUAUUAGCCAAAGAAACAAUUUCAUUGCUCACUUGCCCAAACGGUCGUUUGUUUACAUUGUAUUUUGGAAUUGAAUAUUUGUAAAAAAGACCGUGAAAUGGAGUGAAAAACCAUUUCAAUUCAUAUUUUCCAAAGAAAAAGCCUAGUUUUUGCAAAAUUAAAUCCACUUUCAAUGAUUAGACGGAUUUUUUUCCAAUAAUUCAGGAGGAAGUUCAUAAAUUUCUAGUUUUCAUUCCAAUUCAACUUUCAUGUCAAUUUUUGAUUCAAAAAUUUUCAAUCAAAAUCAAAAUAAAUUGACAACAUCGAAAUAGAUUCCAUUUCCCUCAAUUUUCUUUCUAACCUGGCAAAUCGUAAUUGCCAAAUAGCCAAUUCUUUUCCGCUGUUCAUUUUCGUUCAUUGUUGGAAAUCCAACUUCAGAACGAUGUGUUGUGUGAACUGUGCGCGUGCAUCGAUGUUCAUAAAAUGGUAAACAUCGUUCUGAUUCUGUGUGUCGAUUGUGUUGGUGUGCGUUAUUCGCGCGAUGUAAAUAAUACAAAACACACAGUCUCGUAGUUUGUUUUUCUUCUGUCGUUUAUCUGUGUGAGGCUCGCUGUCACAUUGGCAACUGUCAAAAGAGCACGACAAAUGUUUCGUAAAACCAGCCGGUGUGUCAGUGCUGCCACACAACGAAUCGAAUAAAAAUCGCGUAGUGCUAUUGAAACUUCAGACGUCUACGAAACAUCACACACAAAUACAUACACCGAAUGAGACUGAUUUGACUUUCAAAACUUCGAAUAAAUAACAUUAACAAAAAAUGGCUGCCCGCGUGUAAUACUUUUUUUUUUGUUAUAAAUGUCCAACAAGUAUCCGAAAUUAUAUUUCGUGAUUCGCUUAUUAAAUACGUCUAAUUCGUUUCUAUUGUUUCAAUUGUUUGACAAAUCGAAUUGUUGCAAGUGUUGUGUUUGACAGUGGCCGCCAGAACCAUAAUUUUGUGUAUGUGUGGGCUGAGAAACGAUUUAGCAAAAACACAAAAAAAAAUUUUUCGUUCUGUUCGAGGUGUUUGGAUUCAUGUCUCUUGUGUGUUGAAUCUAUGAAUAAAAUUGCAAUUGAUUGGUUUAUUUUUUUUUUAUUGUUUGAAUAAAAACGUUUAAAAGGCAGAGUCUAAAUGAAGAUGCUGCCCGAUAGCGAUGAAGUCAAUUUAUCGCCAGCCGAACUUCAAAUCUUAUCGGAGCUUGACAGCCGCCAAUUUGGUUUUCUCCGGCUCAACAAUUUGGAACAUCGUAAAAAGAAGGCGGUUGUUGUCAAGGCAAUCAAAUACUUGGAACGUAUGCUGAUUCAAGCCUACUGUCAACAGGAGCGUGAAAAACGGUGUACAAUCACGGCAAACACCGCAAAAUCCAAUUCCAAUGAUAAGAACGAAUCAAAUAUGGAGCAAAUGGACACAAAUGAAUCAACCGACCGUAAUGACGGUGCUAAAACACCGAAAGUCGAACCAAAUGCAUCACCAAAGACAAAUUGUUCCACAAAUGAUGUGGAAAUGGUUGACGCCACAGAUCUGGUUCCAACCAUCAAACAAGAGCCAGAAGAUGAGGUGACUAGCAUCGAAACCGAUCCAUUGGCUGAAACUAAUACCGAUGAAAACACAAGUAAAACUGAUGAAAAUAGUGAUGCACAACCGGAUAAGCAAGUGGUGAAAACAGAAGCCGAUGUAAAUGGCAAUGUUGACGGGAAUGACAGCAAUAAAGAGAGCAACAAGGAAAGUCAAAGUGAUUCGAACGAUGAACCGGUUAAAAUUGAGGAAUCAAACACCGAUAAAGACGAUCCAUAUUCGAAGGGUAUCAACAUCGAUCCACGGACAUACUGUAAACUAGGACAUUUUCACUUGCUGCUCGAAGACUAUGCAAAAGCUAUGUCGGCAUAUCAAAAGUUCUUCGGUUUGGAAAAGGAGCAUUGGCGGGAUACAGCAUUUAUGUUUGGACUUGGCAUGGUAUACUAUCAUUUCAACGCGUAUCGAUGGGCGACCAAAGCAUUUCAGCAGUUACUAUAUGUGAAUCCAGACUUCGCACGUUCCAAUGAGGCACACCUGCGUUUGGGUCUUAUGUUCAAAGUGAAUCAUGAGUAUGAGAUCGCAUUAAAGCACUUGCAGCUUGCCCUGUUCGAUUCGUCGCCUUGUACAUUUUCCAAGUUCGAAAUUCGUUUUCAAAUCGCUCACCUUUAUGAAGUACAAAACAAGUAUAAAUCAGCCAAAGAGGCAUACGGACAACUACUUGAAGAGAAACAGCUGACGCCACAGUUGCGUUCGGAUAUAUAUCGUCAAUUGGGAUGGAUGUUCCAUUCGAUUGAUACACUAGGUGAUAAACGGCAACGUGAAACGUACGCAAUUACUUAUCUACAAAAAUCGAUUCAAGUCGAUCCCAAGUCUGGCCAAUCAUUAUAUUUACUGGGACGCUGUUUUGCUGGCAUCAAUAAGGUGCAUGAUGCAUUCAUAGCCUAUCGCAAUUCAGUGGAAAAGAGCGAAGGUAACGCAGAUACAUGGUGCUCCAUUGGAGUCUUAUAUCAGCAGCAGAAUCAGCCUAUGGAUGCACUUCAAGCGUACAUAUGUGCCGUUCAAUUAGAUAAAACACAUCGUGCCGCUUGGACUAACUUGGGAAUUCUGUACGAAAGUUGUAGUCAACCUCGUGACGCACUCGCUUGUUAUUUAAACGCAACUAGAUAUUCAAGUCUAUCGGAUCAAAUCCAAAACCUAACGGUUUCGUCGACGACUUCCAGUUCGGGAACUCAGCAAUCGACUGGUUCAUCGAAAAGUGUUGAUAAAAGUGAAAAGACCAAUUCAGCCGCAAAUAAUUUAAGUUUAACCAAUAUUUUAAAAGACACAGCUGCUUCGGACGGUACAUCAGCGAACGAAAGCCUGGCCCAACGUGUCAAAUUCCUUCAAACCAAAUUGGCUCACGCUCCUAUGCCAAGUAUAACAUCAAAACGUCGGCAGUUGCCUUCGAUUGAAGAGGCCUGGAACCUACCAAUCUCUGCCGAAAUGAGUUCACGACAACAGCAAACCGCUCAAAGCAAUCAACAACGUGCCUAUGCUAAAAACUACAACCAGGUUGCAGCAGCAGCUCCUCCACCAUACCCAAAUCAACAGGGUAGUGGAAUCCCAACAAAGCGAUACAAAGGCGAUGAAAAUGCGCCGAAUCGCCCGAUGCCGAAUCAAGUUCAGCCACCGCCGUUCUACCUGAACCAACAGCAGCUAUCUUUGCUGCAUCAUCUACAGAAAAAUAAGGACAGUCUGAAUCCACAGCAGCUUCAAAUGCUCAAUCAGCUUAUGAACAACCUACGCAUGAUGCAACAGCAUCAACAACAAAUCCGCCUUCAGCAGCAACAGCAACAACAACAACAGCAACAACAACAACAGCAGCAACAACAACAACAGCACCAGCAGCAACAGCAAAUGCAAAUGGGCCAACAACAAAUCACAUCACCAAAUAUGCAGCAAGGCUACCAACCACCCAUGCCGAACAGCCAAAACGCAAACGUUGGAAUGCCAAUGCAAAUGCAACAAACCAAACCGGAUGACAUUCAGGCAAUUUUAUCGCAAAAUGACUCCAAGACAAUGCUUGCCGAGAAUUUGCUAAAGCAAUUCGGUUCAAAUAUCAAGCAAGAGGUUGAGGAUGAUCGAAAUGCUGUUGUGGCUGACUCAACCACGAAUUUCCACAGUCAGCGGCCGAUCAAAUGCGAGGCGACUUCAACGAGCAGGAGGUCACCGAGUGAUCUGAAGAACGAACCAGUUCUGAAGAUUGAAAACAUUUACGAAACGAAUCGAAAGGUCAGCUUCAACACUCAAAUGGGCUCCAAGCAACUUCAAGAAGCUGUUAGAUCAAUGGAUAGCAAAGAACCACCGGCACCAUGCUCGAUACUAUCGUGUGAUGCACCACCGCCAGCACCGCCCGAUUGUCCGCCACAGCGUCUAAUGCGCGAACAACUAUUGCCUCCCACACCUUCUGUCCACUUGGAUAACAAGAAACAUGCCUUUUCGCCGCAACUCCAAGAGUUUUGCCUUAAGCAUCCAAUUGCUGUCGUCCGAGGAAUGGCAACGGUUCUCAAAUUGGAUUUGGGUUUGUUCUCAACAAAGACGUUGGUCGAAGCCAAUCCAGAUCACAGUGUCGAAGUGAGGACACAGGUGCAUCAAUCACCAGACGAAAAUUGGGACAACACCCAAGGAAAGCGCGUGUGGGCUUGCAUAUCACAUCGGUCGCACACGACAAUCGCUAAAUAUGCCAACUACCAGGCAUCCAGCUUCCAGGAUAGCUUAAAAGAGGAAAACCAUGACAACAAAACGUCGGGCAUUCACAAUUUCAGCGACUCAGACUCCAAAGACUCAUUGAACAACAGUUCAAAUGGCAGAAAGAAGCGAGUGAGGAACGGCAAUAAAAUGCUGAGGUUUGGUACAAAUGUAGACUUAUCAGAUGAGCGAAAAUGGCGGCCGCAAUUGCAAGAGCUACAAAAGCUGCCGGCAUUCGCGCGUGUUGUAUCAGCUGCGAACAUGUUGUCACAUGUUGGCCAUGUGAUUUUGGGCAUGAAUACCGUUCAAUUGUACAUGAAAGUGCCCGGAUCGCGAACACCAGGCCAUCAAGAGAAUAACAACUUCUGUUCGAUCAACAUAAACAUCGGGCCCGGUGACUGUGAGUGGUUCGCUGUGCCAGACUCGUAUUGGGGUGGCAUUCAAGCGUUGUGUGAGAAGAACAACUUGAACUACUUGCACGGUUCAUGGUGGCCCGUACUUGAUGAUCUCUAUAAAGCGAAUAUCCCCGUUUAUCGAUUCAUUCAACGACCGGGUGAUUUAGUUUGGGUCAAUGCCGGCUGUGUACAUUGGGUGCAGGCCGUUGGAUGGUGCAACAAUAUCGCAUGGAAUGUUGGACCACUAACAGCACGACAGUAUCAGCUUGGCAUCGAACGAUACGAGUGGAACAAGCUUGAGAGCUACAAAAGCAUCGUUCCAAUGGUCCAUUUGAGCUGGAAUUUAGCUCGAAACAUCAAAGUGUCCGACCCAAAGCUGUUUGAUUUAAUUAGAACAUGUUUGAUGCAAACUCUGAGAUUUGUAAUGGCAACAGUGGAGUAUGUCAAAGCAAAAGGAGUCGAGAUCCGUUUCCAUGGUCGCGGCAAAAAUGAAGCAUCGCAUUACUGCGGACAGUGUGAAGUUGAAGUCUUUAACAUUCUCUUCAUUCGUGAGCAAGAGAAGCGUCACGUCGUCCACUGUUUAAGUUGUGCUCGCAAGCAAGCGGCGAAUUUACAAGGAUUUGUGUGCUUAGAAGAGUAUCGACUCAAAGAAUUGAUGGACAUCUACGACAAAUUUGUGCUAUCAAAACCGCUUCCGCCACCAUCGAUAACGCCGCCGAAUGCCAUCUCAUCUACUCAGCAGCCAAAUCAACAGAAAGAGACACCGGUUGCAUCUUAAAUAAAAAUCAAACAGUUUGCACGCAUUCACACUACCUGAUGAAUGCCUGAUCAGUUAAAGGCGACUGAAAACGACGAAACAUUUUUUCUCACCUCAUUCACAUAUACAUCCGAUCCCUCAAUCGAUAAUUUUAUCUAUGCUACACAGACAUAUUUAAAUAUUUUAUUUAUUUCUUUCCUUCUUUUCGUUUUCAUCGUUCAAUGUUCUAUUUGUCUAUAACAGAGAGGGAAAAAAUUGCAUUUAGAUAUAAGUUAUACACAUGCACUAAUAUAUAUAUACAUGCACCUUCACGAAUAAAACAUAACAAAAAAGAUAGAGAUUUAUGUAGAACAUUGUAUAUUCAAUUCGUCUGAAAUCGACCACAUAUUCGACCGAUACUAAAGUAUAAGAACGAUUUUUACAAUCAAAUCGAAUCGAAUAUUUAGCACAUAAGAAAAGCAUCUUAAUCGUAGUUGUUACGAUUCAAACACAGACAAAACAAAUAUUUAAACAGUCUCUAUCCAAUUAUUCAUUUGAAGAGAAGCAAAAUGAACGGUUCAGCAAUUAGAUUUAGCAGAUAAACAAUAUAUUGUUACCGAACACGUUUUAGGUGUCUAAGUGGGAUUUUUAUUGAAAUAAGAAGCAUAACGUGCGUGUAAUUAUAGCAAAUAUACUUUGCGAACGUUCGACCCUAGCGAAUUUGGAGAUGAAUGAAAAAUUCGCAUGAAAGACAAAAAACAUUUACCUUCGUUUGUCCAAAAUCUUAUUCUCAACUCAACUAAUUCCUUUCUUCUUCUGUUUGAUCUCACAACUAAACAAGAGAAUCGAAUUUUAGUUUAACACACCUCAUCCGAAAUCGUUUCAUUUUGAAUCACAAAUGCUUUUUCUUAGUUUAUAUUUGAAUGAAACAAAAAAUUAUGAGUUAAAAUUUUUAUGUAAAAAUCAAUCGAGAUAAGCAUAAGCUUUUUAUGUGUUUAGUUAAAAACUAAACGAACUUUUCUGUGCAUAAAACCGAGCAGAGCGAGCAUUUUUCAUCGAAAGAAUUAUGUUCGUUGGUUGCUUUUCGCUCGGCCAUUAAGUUUAAGUAGCAAAAUAUUUUGGCACGUAAUUUUACAAUUUAAUCACAACUAAAUCAAAGAAGAAGACAAACAACAGCAACAUUUCAUUUCUGUCGGCAAAAAGUGCGUCCGGAAUGAAUCGAUAUAGCCACCAAAAAGUAAACAAAAUAAAUCGCGCUAUUUUAUUAGUAAGAUCAUUGGAUGGUAGAGAGCGGAAAGUCUUUGUGACGUAAGCGAGCGGUAGCUAAGUUGAGACCCUGAUGUCAAAAAGUUGGAUACAUUUUUUUUGAAGCAAACGUGAGAAAUGAAUGCACAAAAGAAUGAAAUUUUUGGCUUUUGAACUCGUUUUCCCAAACCUUUGUGGAAAAAUUCAGGUCCUCAGAUUCUGUACAGACGUUUUGCAUCGCGUACACACUUUCAAUUUUUAUCGUAAUUUAAAUGAAUAGGAUAUAUGGAACAAUAUAAUCAACGUUGUAAAAUAGAGGAGCAUGCAAGGAAACAAUGAUGAAAUUGCAAGAUAUAUAUGAAACCAGUAUUCACUGCCAAAACUGAAAAUGGAAUGGACAAAUCCAAUUGACCGUAAGCAAUUUGAUUAGCAUACAAAAGUCAACAUACUUCUUGUAUGUGCAUUGUAUGAAUACACCUUUACGUAUAGAUUCAGAAGUGCAAGAAUCAUUUGAUAAAUACAAUUUUUAAAUCGGGUAUUUUCUUUGGUUGGGUCGGCGUGUGCCGGCACACACAGAGAAAUGGUCUGAAUGAUUUCUGUUUUUUUUGCUUAAGGAAAUAAGUAUGUAGAAAUUAUGAUCCUUGUUUGUAGCUUGACUUAAGAAUGAUAAAUGCAUCUGAAUUGAACGCAAAGAGACAGAGCAUCAAGGCAACAUUAGACACAUUAGACUAAUUUUGCAGUUCAGAUACGAUAAAAAGCCGAAACGUGUGUACACAAAACUAAAAUUACAAAAUAAAGAACAUUUUAAACACAUCGUAUAUAUAUACAGAAAUCAAA
Sitodiplosis mosellana (orange wheat blossom midge) is the source of this 7641-nucleotide messenger RNA. It is a transcript of the gene Utx, whose product is annotated as lysine-specific demethylase 6A. The coding region runs from base 1318 to 5601 and encodes 1427 amino acids. Gene Ontology annotation, biological process: regulation of gene expression. Gene Ontology annotation, cellular component: MLL3/4 complex. NCBI's taxonomy places the organism in Eukaryota, Metazoa, Arthropoda, Insecta, Diptera, Cecidomyiidae. Gene Ontology annotation, molecular function: histone H3K27me2/H3K27me3 demethylase activity; protein binding; chromatin DNA binding. The record is from RefSeq and is a predicted model, not a curated record. The transcript has 16 exons.